Messenger RNA from Drosophila melanogaster (fruit fly), 1109 nucleotides. RefSeq names its product SCP-containing protein C (gene scpr-C). NCBI's taxonomy places the organism in Eukaryota, Metazoa, Arthropoda, Insecta, Diptera, Drosophilidae. The record is from RefSeq and is marked reviewed. The transcript has 2 exons. The coding region runs from base 17 to 805 and encodes 262 amino acids. Gene Ontology annotation, cellular component: extracellular region.
AAAACCAACGCUGAAGAUGGCCAUUAAGUCUCUGAUUUUGCUUACUUCCCUGCUGGGAAUAAGCCUUGCAGCGGACUAUUGUGCUCUGCCCACGUGCCUGGACAAGCACAUAGCCUGCAACAACAAGGGAAAUUUCAGUGAAAAUUGUCCCAAGGACGUGCGUGAGGUGAAGAUCGAGCCGCACCACAAACUCAUCCUCAAUCUCUUCAACGAGUUGCGCAACAACGUGGCUGGAGGCAAAAUAGAAGGACUACCCAAGGCUGUUCGCAUGGCCAAGAUGUCCUGGUGCGAGGAGCUCUCCCAUCUGGCCUUGCUGAACGUAAAGACCUGUGAGUCCCUGCCAGAUAAAUGUCGCAGCACCGAGAGAUUCGCCUACGCCGGCCAGAACAACGCCGUGUUCCAGUACAGCGGAGCCGAGACGGAGUACACCGAUGCGGAAAUAAUAAAGGAGCAGAUCGAGAACUGGUUUGCUGAGCGCUCGAAUGCAUCUCCCGAGAUCCUCGCCAGCUUCCCGGAGGAGCUUCCCAACAAGGCGGUGACCAAGUUCACCAUCGCGGUGGCCGAGAAGAACACCCAUGUGGGAUGUGCCGCGGUGCGCUUCUCCCGGGACUUUUACAACCACUUCGUACUCACCUGCAACUUCGCCACAUCGAACAUUGUGGGUCAGCCUGUCUACACUCCGGGAGAGAAGGCAACCACCGGGUGCAAGAACCGUUAUGGAGCUGCCUACGACUACCCCAACCUGUGCUACGCCAAGGAGAUCUACGACAACGAGAAGGUCAUCGAGAACACACAGACGAUGUAGGCAUGGAAUGGACUUCGAUUGAUGGGACAAUGGAAUUUGAUUAAUAUGUAACAUUUUAGUUUAAGAGUGCUAAAAGAAUAAAUUUUAAUUAUUUAUGUUUGCUGUAAGUAACGGAUUUGUGCUAUCCAAACAGCUGUUUGCCCAGCAAGUGGGCAGCCCCCUUUAUACACCCUGUAACUGUGGAUAAAGUAUUCCAAUUUAUUGGUGAUAAUUAAAAAAAUAUACCUUUAAGAAUACAGUUCUUAAAUUCAAUUAUAUUUGUCUACAAUGAAUUUAAAAUUAUCUGUGUGCUAGAAACCCUUUU